AAGAGAGAGACGAGAGAGGGAGGAAAACCAGACACAAUAAGAGGAAAAGGGAGACAAAGAGGAGGAGCGGGCGAGGGAGAGAGCCACCAUGCUGAGGAGGAAGAGGAGCGUGUCGUUCGGAGGCUUCGGCUGGAUUGAUAAGUCGACAGUCAGCGCCCUGAGAGCUCGCAAACAGGAGCUCCUGACCAUCUCCAAUGUUCCCGUCACAGACUGCCCCCCCUCUCCCCCCAGAACCGCACCCCCCACCAUGAAGUCGGCUCAUUUCUUCGACAUGAUGGACAAAAUGGAGCAGGUUCCAGAAGCUGCUGAGAUGAAGACGAUCCCUCAGAGACAGAAGGAUGACUACAUUCCUUAUCCGAGGAUUGAAGAGGUUUUAGAGAGGGGGGGUCCGUACCCUCAGGUCAUCCUGCCUCAGUUCGGAGGUUACUGGAUCGAGGAUCCUGAGGCUCCUCCUCCUCUGGCCCCUCCCCCCUCAUCCCUGCAGACAGAGGAUGAGGAGAGAGAGGAGAGGGAGGAGGAGAGGAGGGUGUUACCAGAGAUAGAAGAAGAAGGCAGACCCCCGGGGGAUUAUGGGUACCGGCUGGAAGAGAUCAACGAGGCUGCUCGGGCAUACAGGAAGCACUUCUUGGGCAGGGAACAUUUAAACUUCUCCUGCUCGGCCAGCAGUCAGGGAAACCUCCUGCUGUCUGUGAGACACGAGGAGGAGAAGGAGCAUGAGUCGCUCCACGUCAUCAUCAGGUCUCGUGUGAAAAGCGUCUACCACAGAUUGUCCCUCACAGAGCUACCGGAGAUCCCCAGUGUUCCUGAGCUCGCCAAGCUGCUGUGUGACGAAGCUGCAGGUCUACGUUUCAGUCCUGUCCUCUAUCCAAAGGCGUCUCAGCUGAUCAUAAACUACGACGAACAUGAAGUCAACAACACCUUCAAGUUUGGAGUGAUUUUCCAGAGAUUUGGACAGGUGUCUGAGGAGGAGCUGUUCAGGAACAACGAGGAGACGCCGGCGUUCACAGAGUUCCUGCAGCUGCUGGGAGACACCGUGGAUCUGCAGGACUUCAAGGGGUUUCGGGGCGGUCUGGAUGUGUCUCACGGUCAAACGGGGUCUCAGUCGGUCUACACGGUCCACAGAGAGCAGGAGAUCAUGUUCCACGUCUCCACUAAACUGCCCUUCACUGAGGGGGACGCACAGCAGCUCCAGAGAAAACGUCACAUAGGAAAUGACAUCGUGGCGGUGGUGUUCCAGGAAGAGGCCACACCCUUCGUCCCUGACAUGAUCGCCUCCAACUUCCUGCACGCCUUCAUCUUAGUGCAGGUGGAGGAUCCGUGUUCUGACUGCACCUCCUACAAGGUGUCCGUCACAGCACGAGAAGAUGUGCCUUCGUUUGGCCCGCCUCUUCCAAAUCCAGCUGUGUUUCAGAAGGGUCCUGAAUUCAGAGAGUUUCUUCUCACUAAACUCAUCAACGCAGAACUGGCCUGCUACAAGAGUGACCGCUUCGCCCGACUAGAGGAGCGUACCAGGGCUGCUCUGCUGGACAGCCUCCACGAUGAGCUGCAGAGACGCUCGCAAAGCAUGCUGGGAUUGACAUCAGGUCUGGAGGAGGAGGGGCGAGCUGAGAAUGGACAUGCCCACGGAGGUUUACUGGAGUCCAUCAAGAGGGCGAUGCGAGGGCGGAGUGUCUCCAUGGAGACGAUGUCGAGGGGCGGAGCAGGUCUUCCCACGAGUCUGAGUGGUGGAGGUCUGGCACACUUCAGUGCUGAGUAUAACGUGAAGUCUCCCGUCAAGAGGCGUUCAGGACUCUUUCCUCGACUGCUGAGCGUCGACAGCCAAACAGAGAAACACAACCUGAGGAGCCUCCUCAGUGAGCAGAGGAGCUUCGACAGCCACACCACGCUGGAGGUGAAGUCGGAGCUGCCAUCCAAUCCCAGCUCUCCAGAGGCGGGACAACGGGACAAGAUCCAUGUGAAGAAGGAAAGCAGUAAGAUCUCCAGAUCAACGUCCAGCAGCUGCACCUUCAGCUUACCUGCAGAUGAAACACACCUGCUCGCCCAGGCUGUAACGGCGGAAGGUCAGAGUUCAAGUCCGCUCCUUGUCUGUCGCAGCCCCACAGAGCUGAAGAAUAAAAACUCUCCCAGAUCAAACCUCAAGUUUCGUUUUGACAAGCUGAGUCACUCUUCAGCACCCGGCCAGUAAACUGUGAGGAAGGCAGUGGGAGAAUAAAACCAAGAAGGUUGGGAUGAAUGUGACACAGAGGAGGAUGUUUACACCGGUGGACAAUCACUCACAAAGGGAUAAAAAGGGAAAUCAUUUAAACACUUUGUUCCUGCAGAAGCUUCAGCUGCAGAUUUUUUUAUUUAUUGAAAGAGUCAUUUUCACCGUCUGCUGUUUGAUUUAACGGGCAUGCAGCUUCUGAUGAUGUCAUCAGGAUUAUCUGCUACUACAAGGGUCACACAGGUGAGCAGGGAUUUACCUGUGCAGCACUGAGCCUGUAGUACUCAGAGAGAUCCUUCCUGCUGUGAGGCGACAGCGCUAACCGCUGCUCCACUGUGCAGCCCCGAAGCAAUAAACACCUAAAUAAUUCUCCAACAGAUUCACCCCUGCCUCUGGUAAACCUCCAUUUAAAGGUCCAUGUGACCCCAGCACUUCAUCUUCAUCCGUUCCAACAAUAAUCGGGACGCCCUUACCCUAGACGUUUAUGUGAGAGACAGAAGUAGGGCUGAGUGGAAGGGGUGAGGGGGGUUGCAAUAAUGAUAAUAACGACUCAGACAUAAGAAAGCCAAACUUUUAGACCUUUGCACAGUCACUCUGUUUUUGGCUUACAUUGCUGCAAGUUAAAAAGAGAUAUAAUCUCAUCUCAUCUGUGGUUUUAUUUUGAAAUAUGUUCUGUUUUCUUUGUUUUUCUCAUCGAUCUAAAGCCUCCUACAGACGGGUUCUUAGCAGUUGUAUUGGUUCUGUCAUGCUACACUGUGCUACAUAAGCCUCAUACGACAUCAAGUUUGGUGUGUGCAGACUGAACGAUGACAACCCCACAAAACGCCACUGAGACGCAGGCUACGACGUACGCCGAUAUGCAAGAAAUAAACGCCAUUAGUGUGUUUCAUUCAUCAACACUGUGGAAAAAAAUGAAGCAAAGAAACAACAGUGCUGUAUUCGUAGCGAUCUUGUGCUUAGAAAAACAUCUGAGAUCAAGAUUUUCAUCCUGGUUGGAAUCCCACAAACUUCUGUGUUUUAGCAUCAUCACACUGUGAGACGGUCAUCCUAAGAUUUUUAUCCCAGGCUAUCUUUAGUAACUAGACCAUGACAACAGCCGUGUGUCAGCCCGUCUCACAGUGGGACAUAGCACCGCCGGUUUAGAGACCAAAAAGAUCACCACGGUUGGUCAUCUUUGGUCUGGGACAGCCCAGGGUCACUCAGAGUAUACCAGGCUUAAACUGUUUAGAUGUUUGUACUCACAGCCACCUUAAUGGAGGAAGACUGAAGCGUCUCGUGGCAAGCAUCGGCAUGUGCCGAUGGGUCGUAUGUUGUUGCCGAUGGCGUACCAUCAGGUACCAGAUGCAGUACUUUCCACUUCGGCUACUUUUAGUAAUGAAUAGAAAAAUAAACUCUGAGAAAUGCAUCAAAAAACAGACUUAGUGUGCAAAGACCUUUACUGUAGUUCUUCCAGAGUUAAACACACGUACUGUAAAUGCGUGUUCAUGUUCAUGACGUCUGAGCGUUUACACAGAUUAAUCACUGUCAGCUGUUUUUCAGGGUGCACUCACACUCAGCCAUCUGUACCGUGACCAAGCAUGUAAGAGCCCCACAGUCCACUUUACAGUGAUAAUCUGUGCACUAGCGUGCCAUUUCACCUAUUUUUGCCACUUUUUGCUGCUUUCCACCAAUUUUUGCCUUUUUUCACUGUUUUCUGACCCUUUUAUUUAUUUAUUUUACCUCUUUUUGUCCAUAUUUGGCCCCUUUAUGCCAGUUUCUACAACUUUUUACCAAUUUCUGCAACAUCUUUGUGCAACUUUUGCCUUCUUUAGCAACGUUUUGCCCAUUUUUUGACACUUUAUACUCAUUGAUGACACUCUUUUGCAAAUUUUUGCCACUCCUUUUUGCCACCUUACCCCAUUUUUCCUA
Molecule: messenger RNA, 4111 nt
Organism: Cheilinus undulatus (humphead wrasse)
Lineage: Eukaryota; Metazoa; Chordata; Actinopteri; Labriformes; Labridae
Product: rap1 GTPase-activating protein 2-like
Exons: 25
Coding region: 89-2185 (698 amino acids)
Biological process (GO): activation of GTPase activity; regulation of small GTPase mediated signal transduction
Cellular component (GO): plasma membrane; cytoplasm
Molecular function (GO): GTPase activator activity
Source: RefSeq, a predicted model, not a curated record